GGGGCCAGGCUGCUGGCGGGGGGCCCAGCACAUAACUCGGCGCGGUCGCCGUCUGGGGCAGCAGACACCCAGCCGCUCCGAGCUGAACUGGCAGCAUGAAGGCCCUCCUGGCCCUGCCGCUGCUACUGCUGCUGCUCUCCACUCCCCACUGUGCCCCCCAGACCCCCUUGAUCCGAGGAGAUGCUCUGGAGAAGUCCUGCCUUCAGCAACCCCUGGACUGCGAUGACAUCUACAGCCAGGGCUACCAGACCGAUGGCGUGUACCUCAUCUACCCCGAGGGGCCCAGCGUGCCGGUGCCCGUCUUCUGCGACAUGACCACUGAGGGUGGGAAGUGGACGGUUUUCCAGAAGCGAUUCAAUGGCUCAGUGAGUUUCUUCCGGGGCUGGAACGACUACAAGCUGGGCUUCGGCCGUGCAGAUGGGGAGUACUGGCUGGGGCUGCAGAACCUGCACCUCCUCACGCUGAAGCAGAAGUACGAGCUGCGAGUGGACCUGGAAGACUUUGAGAACAACACGGCCUAUGCCAAGUACGCCGACUUCUCCAUUGCGCCCAACGCAGUCAGCGCGGAGGAGGACGGCUACUCCCUCUAUGUGGCAGGCUUCGAGGACGGCGGGGCAGGCGACUCCCUGUCUUACCACAGCGGCCAGAAGUUCUCCACCUUCGACCGCGAUCAGGACCUCUUCCUGCAGAACUGCGCUGCCCUCUCCUCGGGAGCCUUCUGGUUCCGAAGCUGCCACUUCGCCAACCUCAAUGGCUUCUACCUGGGUGGCCCCCAUCUCUCCUACGCCAACGGCAUCAACUGGGCCCAGUGGAAGGGCUUCUACUACUCCCUCAAGCGCACGGAGAUGAAAAUACGCCGGGCCUGAGGCCUGGCCCCAAGCCCCUGCUCCUGGCUGCUGGCCUCCAGGAGCGCUCCCCUUGCUGGGCCUGCGCCCCCCUGCACCCCUCCCCCAUCAGCUCUGCUUCUCACAGGGCUUUAUGGCUCAGCUCACCUUCACACCAGGCGUCCACCCGAGCCAGGCCUCUCCCCCUCCACCUGAGGCGAAGCUGCCAACCAGUUCCCAGGCCUCCUCUGCCUCCGCCCAACACCGAGCCAGGAGCUGCUCGCCCAGGCGGCAGGCUGGUGUUCCCCUUAGCCAGCCUCCUUCCCGCGGCUCAUCUGCCGGGGCGCGCCUGGCGUGAUCCGCACCCCAAGUACGCCAGGCCACCUGCGUGGCCGCCAUCACACACCCUAGCAACCCCCCUGGCUGUUCUCAGAGCGUCUCACCCUUAGCUUCCUCCUCUAGUGGUGAGCACCGUGGGCCCCUCGCCCCAUCUAUCACCUCAGCUUCUCCGCUUCCUGUCCCAGGCCCCCAAAGUGUAUUUCACCACAGCUCCUGCACGCACCCCAAACAGCCACAACCCGGGCAGGCAGAUGAGGUCGGGCCACCGGAGCACAGGCCGCCGUGGGAGGCUGGAAGCAGGCGGGGGAGGAGGUCUCAGCCUCAGGAGGGCGAGUGGGCUGUGGAGGUUGUACAUGCAACUGCAUCUGUUGGCUCUCAACGUGGGGCCUGGCUCCUCCUUCCCCUUUCUAACAGCACCCGCCCUCCACUCCAAAGACACGCGGAGUUAGCACCAAAGGGAAACUUCUAUUUCACAGGCCUCAUUUUUAUGGCAAAGAGAACGACUAAUAAAAUUACAUAAUAAAAAUA
Myotis brandtii (Brandt's bat) is the source of this 1691-nucleotide messenger RNA. RefSeq names its product microfibrillar-associated protein 4 (gene MFAP4). The record is from RefSeq and is a predicted model, not a curated record. NCBI's taxonomy places the organism in Eukaryota, Metazoa, Chordata, Mammalia, Chiroptera, Vespertilionidae. Gene Ontology annotation, biological process: elastic fiber assembly. The transcript has 6 exons. The coding region runs from base 96 to 866 and encodes 256 amino acids.